Acytostelium subglobosum LB1 is the source of this 881-nucleotide messenger RNA. RefSeq lists its product as hypothetical. The record is from RefSeq and is a predicted model, not a curated record. The transcript has a single exon. NCBI's taxonomy places the organism in Eukaryota, Evosea, Eumycetozoa, Acytosteliales, Acytosteliaceae. The annotation marks the transcript as partial.
AUCCAACAACAACUACCACUACCGGUACCACAGCUGACCAAACUACUACCCCUGCCGGUACUACCUCAGAUCCAACCACAACUACCACUACCGGUACCACCGCUGAUCCAACUACCACGACCACCACUGCUGGUACCACCUCUGAUCCAACUACCACCACGACGACAACUGAUUCAACUACCACGACUACUACCACUACAGGUACUACCUCGGAUCCAACAACAACUACCACUACCGGUACCACUGCUGAUCCAACUACCACGACUACUACCACUACCGGUACUACCUCAGAUCCAACCACAACUACCACGACCGGUACCACCUCUGAUCCAACUACCACGACUACUACCGCUGACCCAACUACCACAACUACUACCUCUGAUCCAACUACCACGACUACUACCACUACCGGUACUACCUCAGAUCCAACCACAACCACCACUACCGGUACUACCGCUGACCCAACUACCACGACCACAACUACUGGUACCACCUCUGAUCCAACUACGACCACUACUGUGGACCCAACAACAACAACUACUACCACUGACCCAACUACAACGACCACAACUACUACUGUUAAUCCAACUACUAGCACCACGACGACCGCUGAUCCAACUACCACGACUACUACCACCACCACCACCGGUACCACCGCUGAUCCAACUACAUCAACUACUGUAAAGCCAACGACCACAACUACAGUCUCUCCAUCCACUUCAACUACUACUACUACGACUGCCACGCCUACGACAUCGACCACCACCACGACCACAACAACCACAACUGAUCCAUCGAUCUCCACUGGAGUCAGCAACUCAUCGAUCCUCGUUCCAUCGUUCACUAUUGUCAUUGCCUUUGUCUUUAUGAUGGUUCUCUAA